AUGAAUAAUUUAACAAAAAAAUAUUAUUCUAUUGAAAAUUCAUCAAUAAAUCAAUAUUAUAAAGAAAUGGUUCCUUUAAAAGAAGGUACCCAAACUACAUUACCAUUAUUACAUAAUCAUAUUAUUGAUAAUAGUACUCAUAAUAACUUCUCUUAUAUAAUGACAAUGAAUGAACAAUCUAAUUUGAAUUCAAAUUUUAAAUGUGAGCAAUCAAUAGGACAACCUGUAUAUCCUUUAAUAGAAAAUCAAUUCAUAUCCUCCUCCUCAUUAUUAUCGUCAUCAGCAUUUACAUUGGCAACAUCGUCAGUAACGUCAUCGUCAUCUGCAGUAUCAGCAUCAUCAUCAUCAUCAUCACUAUCAAUACAGAUACCCAUUGUAAAUGAAUUGAAAUAUUCUAAUCAUUUGGAUUAUAUACAACAUUUUAAUUCACAAAUGAAAUCUCCUAUGUAUGAUUUAAAACCUACAUCAAUAUAUCAUCAUCAUCAUAGUAACAAUACUUGUGUUAAUGAUAAUAAUAAAUUUUCGAAACCCCCUGAUGGAUCAAGUGCAUUAACUUAUGGAUUCAUAGAUACAGUAAACUCUAAAAAAUCAACUUUAUUCAUUCAUAAUAAACAACCUUUAAUGAAAAAUGAUAAAAUUUAUAAGAAUACUGAAUCAAAUGAUAUAAUUCAUUGUAAUUCUAGUGUUGAAGAGGAUGACGAUGACGGUGACGAGAAUGAUGAUGAUGAAGAGGAGGAUGACAUCAAUGAUACAGUUGAAGAGAGUGAAGAUGUCUCUUCUAGUAAUUGUACUGACGAUAUUCAACAUUUAUGUCAAGUAUGCGGUGAUCGAAGCAGCGGUAAACAUUAUGGUCAGUAUACAUGUGAAGGAUGUAAAAGCUUUUUUAAACGUUCUGUACGUAAAUCAGCUAAUUAUGUAUGUAGAUCUGGUGGACAAUGCCCAGUUGAUGCACAAAGACGGAAUCAAUGUCAAGCAUGUCGUUUAUCACGUUGUUUAUUAGCUGGUAUGAAAAAAUCUGCUGUUCAACGUGCACGAGCUAAUACACAAACUUAUUUAUGUUCAACAACACCUUAUUCAUCUUAUCCAGUCAUUGCAGCUGCUGCGGUUGCUGCCGCUGCUACUGCUUAUCUUCAUGAAACAGUAACCACCACCACCACUACUACUACUAAUACUAAUACUAAUGAUACUACUACUAAUUUUAUAUCAAAUUCAUAUAUUCCGACAACCAAUCAAUAUAUUACCCCUUCAAAUGGUAAUAUUAAUCAUUUAUCUCAAACCUAUUAUGAACACUAUGAUAAUACAUUGAAUGUAUCAAAUAUACCCUAUUCAAGAUUAUAUAAUCAACCUAUCUAUACAAGAAAAUAUAUACCAGGUAAUUCAAUGAAUAAACCGAUAGAGAGUAUGGUUACAUCAUAUUUACCAUUCAGUAAUAGUAAUAGUACUUCAUCAAUGUUACCCUAUGAUUACCAACCACCAACAUUAAAUCAUCAUAACCACUAUGCAACACCAUUAAAGCUACAACAAAAAUCACCAUAUGAUUAUUAUCCUCAUUAUCAUUCAACAUCAUCUAUUCCAUCGACAUCUUCAAUUACAAUUCCAAUGACUACAUCAAUUAUGACAAAUUUUCAUAAUAUAAAUAUGAAUUGUAUGAAUCCGUAUAAUACUACUAAUCGUACUAAUAGUAGUACUACUACUCAUACUACUAAUACUACUAAUAAUACUAGUAGUAGUAUCAGAUGUGAUCUAAACCAAGAAUUGAAUUCAUCAUUUCGACAACCAGAUUCAUCAUCAUCAUCAUCAGUAGCAACAUUACCAUCAUUGAAUUCAAUGAUACACUAUGAAAAUAUUCAUUCAUUCAUAAUUGAUAUACAAAACACAAUCAAAGAAUGGAUUCUUAUUAUACAAGAUACAAACUACUUAUUAAAUACUACUUAUUAUUUAAAUUAUCAUUAUCAUAUAGAAUUCAUGAAAUUAUGGUCAAAUAAAUUAUUAAAACAAAUAACUUAUAUUUUAAAUAAAUUACAUUCAUUUAAACAAAUAUGGAAUCAAUAUUUCAAAAAUAUGGCGGGAAAUUCAAAUGACCCUCUUCUGCUUCUUCUUCUUCGUCGUCGUCGUCACCAUGGUGAUGGUGAUGACGAAACGGAAGAAGAAUAUUUAUGGAUAAAUGAAUUAAUUACACAAAUAGAAUUAUAUGAAUCACAAGAUUAUGAAAUGAAGGCAAUAAAUCAAUUGAAUAAAAGUAUGAUACCAAUACCAGAUACUACUCAAAUUAUUUUAUGUGAAUUAUUAGAUAAAGAACGUGAAUUAUUAUUAAGGAAAUCAUUGCCAACACUUACUUUAAUGCAUAUUUGUCAAUCAAUUCAUAAUUAUCCAAAUGAAGAGAUCAUAAUUGAACAGAUUGAAUCAUUGGUCUACUCCAUUCAUCACCAUCAUAAUCAUCCUCAUCAUCCUCCUCAUCCUCAACAAGAUGAUAAUUCUAAAUAUUACAAAUUCAAUAAACCAACCUCAAUCCCAUCAAGUCAUCUCCAUAGCAACCAAUCAAUUGUCCAUUUGGAUAGAUGUCAAAUUGAAACUGGUUUAGAACAUAAUUCAAAUGAUACCAAUGAAUUAUGGAAUAGUAAUGGUAGUACUACGAAUACUACUACUACUACUACUACUAGUAGUAGUGGUAGUAAUAGUAGUAGUAGUAGUUCAAAAUGGAAUACUACUACUAUUAAUAAUAAUUUGUUAUUGCUAAUAAGUAGUAUAAAAAGACAUAAUUUUGAUUCAUUUGAAUGGGGAUGUAUGAGAUGUUUUAUUCUAUUAAAUUCUGGCCUCUUAAAUGAAUCAUAUACUAGAUCAUUUGAAUUAUUAAAAUAUACAAUUUAUAUGAUGUUAAUGAAACAUAUUCAUCAUAAAUUAAAACAACAAUCAAAUCAUAACAAACAAGUAACCAUAGCAACAAACCAUUGGACAUUGACUUAUCGUUUAACUCAACGAAUUUAUAAUCUUUUUCAAAUUUCCAAUGAAUUAUUGAAUAUACAAAUCUAUCAAGAUACUACUGAUAAGAAUUUAAGUAGUAAUCAAUAG
Schistosoma rodhaini is the source of this 3069-nucleotide messenger RNA. NCBI's taxonomy places the organism in Eukaryota, Metazoa, Platyhelminthes, Trematoda, Strigeidida, Schistosomatidae. The record is from the annotation of a GenBank genome assembly.